CUUCCCUAUAUAUAAUCCUGAACAUCUUUCAACUCUUGCCUUGCUCUGUGUCUCUCAGGGACUCUCAGCCUGCUCUCCUUCCGUGGCCUGCUUUCUAUCUCUGACCAACAUUUGCACGCACAAACAACCAAGAACCAUGGCCCAGCAGCAACAGAUUAGCUUACCUGCCAAACUAAUCAAUGGAGGGAUUGCAGGCAUAGUUGGAGUCACCUGUGUGUUCCCAAUAGACCUGGCCAAGACCCGCCUGCAGAACCAGCGCAGUGGGCAGCAACUGUACAAGAACAUGAUGGAUUGCCUUGUUAAAACCGUUAAAUCAGAAGGGUACUUUGGCAUGUACAGAGGUGCUGCAGUAAAUCUUACAUUAGUAACCCCAGAGAAGGCCAUAAAACUAGCUGCUAAUGACUUUUUUCGCCACCAACUCAGCAGUGAUGUUGGAAAGCUCACGGUUUUCAAAGAGAUGCUGGCAGGAUGUUGUGCAGGAAUGUGCCAAGUCAUCAUCACUACUCCAAUGGAGAUGCUGAAGAUUCAGCUGCAAGAUGCAGGCAGGAUAGUGGCCCAGCAGAGAGUGAUGCCCGGUGUUGUAACACCAUUAAAGAUGGGGGGGACCAACACUGUUCUCAGUCGUUCCUACAACACCGCCCCUACACCUCUAGUAAGGCGUAUGUCUGCUAUAGAAAUAACUAGAGAACUGCUGAGGACCAAAGGAGUCGCAGGGUUGUACAGGGGCCUUGGAGCCACACUGAUGAGGGACAUCCCAUUCUCUGUUGUGUACUUUCCUCUUUUUGCCCAUCUGCAGCAGCUUGGUAAGCAUUCAUCAGAAGAUCCAUCUGUGCCUUUCUAUUGGUCCUUUACGUCUGGAUGCCUGGCUGGAUCUAUAGCUGCUGUAGCAGUCAGCCCUUGUGAUGUGGUGAAGACAAGGUUGCAAUCGCUCAAGAAAGGACCCAAUGAGGAGACCUACAGUGGAGUGGUGGAUUGCAUUAGAAAGAUCCUGAGAAAAGAGGGUCCAGGGGCUUUCCUUAAAGGAGCCAGUUGCCGGGCGUUGGUAAUUGCCCCUCUCUUUGGUAUUGCCCAGGUUGUUUACUGUGUUGGAGUUGGCGAGUUCCUCCUGGGCUACAACCCCUACAACAUCUACUCUACAUAAAGACUCUGUUACUGGGACUUUAUGAGGGCUUAUUCAAUUGCAGGUGCUAUACUCUGUGUGAUGGACCCAGCGCUAUACAACUUUCUAGACUUUAUUUGUUGGGGUCUAGAGUUCAACACUAAAGGGACCACAAACAUGCCAUACAUCAUACAUUUAGCUUGACUGUCCUUUACAACUUAAGUCUUAAAAAGAUUAACAUAUGACCUUAAAAAAA
This is a messenger RNA of Cyprinodon tularosa, 1355 nucleotides long. RefSeq names its product mitochondrial glutamate carrier 1-like. The coding region runs from base 137 to 1141 and encodes 334 amino acids. The record is from RefSeq and is a predicted model, not a curated record. NCBI's taxonomy places the organism in Eukaryota, Metazoa, Chordata, Actinopteri, Cyprinodontiformes, Cyprinodontidae. Gene Ontology annotation, molecular function: L-aspartate transmembrane transporter activity; L-glutamate transmembrane transporter activity. Gene Ontology annotation, biological process: malate-aspartate shuttle; L-glutamate transmembrane transport; aspartate transmembrane transport. The transcript is spliced from 9 exons.